AUGUCAGAAAUUGUCGUGGUUGCCGAAGAAAAUGCCAAACCUUUCCUCAAACAAGAUCUUACCGCGUCGUUUAUCGCUGGCGGGGUGUCUGGUGCAUUUUCACGAACCGUGGUAUCACCGUUUGAACGAGCCAAGAUUCUUUUCCAAGUCCAAGGUCCGGGGGCUGGGAACUACCAAGGCAUUUUCUCCACGAUAUAUAACAUGUGGAAAGAAGAAGGAGCAGCCGGGCUCUUCAGAGGGAACGGGAUCAACUGUGUCAGGGUAUUCCCGUACCAAGCGGUGCAAUUCGUGACGUUUCAGUACUUGAAAACCGAGAUCUUGACCCACCAUAACGAUUCUACCAUUGAUCAACUUACUACGGUAGAAAGAUUGGGGGCUGGUGCCAUAGCAGGAACAAUUAGCGUGUUAGCGACAUACCCAAUGGAUUUGGUGCGGACCAGACUUUCGAUCCAAACCGCCCAAAAUUUGGCCAAACUUAAACAAUCAAAAAUCAACUUGACGGUGGUAAAACCUCCUGGAUUCUGGCAGUUAUUCGGCAAAGUAUACGCCACCGAAGGAGGGUUAUUGGGACUUUAUCGGGGUUUUUACCCAACGACUCUAGGAGUGGCUCCGUACGUUGCCAUCAACUUUGCAGUAUACGAAAAAAUGAAGGAUUUAUGGCCCGAUAAUACUAAUCCGUUGAUGAAUUUGGCCAAUGGGGCAUUGGCUGGGGGGACGGCACAAACCAUCACCUACCCAUUUGAUUUACUCAGAAGACGGUUCCAAGUGUUGACGAUGGGGAACAAUGAAUUGGGGUUCCAAUACACCUCGGUAUGGAAUGCGUUGGUGACGAUCGGGAAAAAAGAAGGGUUUAAAGGAUACUACAAAGGGUUGACUGCGAAUUUGUUCAAGGUUAUUCCCUCGAUGGCCGUGGGUUGGUUGACGUUUGAGACGGUGAAGGAUGCAAUUGUAAAUUAUUGA
Saccharomycopsis crataegensis is the source of this 960-nucleotide messenger RNA. It is a transcript of the gene MRX21, whose product is annotated as Mrx21p. Gene Ontology annotation, biological process: transmembrane transport; adenine nucleotide transport. The record is from RefSeq and is a predicted model, not a curated record. The coding region runs from base 1 to 960 and encodes 319 amino acids. Lineage: Eukaryota; Fungi; Ascomycota; Saccharomycetes; Ascoideales; Saccharomycopsidaceae. The transcript has a single exon. Gene Ontology annotation, molecular function: nucleotide transmembrane transporter activity.